Molecule: messenger RNA, 6250 nt
Organism: Chelmon rostratus (copperband butterflyfish)
Lineage: Eukaryota; Metazoa; Chordata; Actinopteri; Chaetodontiformes; Chaetodontidae
Gene: syngr3a
Product: synaptogyrin 3a
Exons: 4
Coding region: 94-786 (230 amino acids)
Cellular component (GO): synaptic vesicle membrane; neuromuscular junction
Source: RefSeq, a predicted model, not a curated record
AGAGCGGCAGCGCGUCCAUCCUGCCGUGGAGCCGGGAGCGUGGAGCCGCGAGGAGCGCACAGAGAGAGAGAGAGCGAGAGAGAGAGACAGAAGAUGGACGGAGUGGGAUCGUUCGGAGCGGGCCGGGCCGGGUCCACUGUCGACCCGAUUGCCUUCGCCAAACAACCGCAGACCAUCCUCAGAGUGCUGUCCUGGAUAUUUUCCCUGGUGGUCUUUGCCUCCAUCGUGAACGAGGGCUAUGUUAACAUGGGCAGCGAGCGUCUCCACUGCGUCUUCAACAAGAACGCGGACGCCUGCAACUACGGUGUGUUCGUGGGCCUGGUGGGCCUGCUGGCGUGCUCCUUCUUCUUCCUGCUCGACUACAAGUUCUCCUCCAUCAGCUCUGUCAAAGACAGGAAGAAGGCUAUAAUGCUUGAGAUCGGCUUCUCGGGUUUCUGGACCUUCCUGUUCUUUGUAAGUUUCUGCUUCCUGGCCAAUCAGUGGUCCCGGACCACGGCUGAUGAGCUGCCACUCAACCAGGGGGCAGAUGCGGCCCGGGCUGCCAUCGCCUUCUCCUUCUUCUCCAUAAUCACCUGGGCUGGCCUAACAGUGCGUGCGGUCCAGAAGUAUCUACUCGGCACAGACAUGACUCUGUUCACCACGGAGCACAUGGACGGCGGCGCACCCACCAAGCCAUACCCCUCCAAUUCACCAGUAGGCGGCACCACUGAGACCACAGAGACCUACCAGAGCCCCCCAUUCACCGAGAAGAAUGCAGCACCCACGUACCAGGUUCCCAUUUACUAGAUGAGAUAGGCCUGAUGGUGGGAGAGGAAGUUCAGGAGAGGGAUGAGAGGAAAGUGAAAAUUGCUUCCUGUGAUAUUAGACCUGCAGUUGUUUAUGGGUUAAUCUGGGCUGAGUUUUCAAUAACUGUUAAAAACAGCCUCUCCUUCUUUGUUUCCUCCUCUCGUUCCCUUUCCUUCCUCAACAUUCCAGCUUUACCUGCAUUUUUCUAGACCUGUAUGUCAAUCUGAAAUUCCUGCUAGUGUCCUCAGAUCAGAGCAGACGAGAGAAAAGGAAAACAAGAGGAGGAAAUGUAGGAGAAGAGGCCGCUUUGCAGUGUUAACACUAUUUUGAAGAAGAAGAAAAAGAGAUGAAGGGAUCAACAAGUGAGUGACACCACCACAAAGCAGUAUUAGAUCCCUAAAAAUAGUGCACUCACAUACAGCACCUUCAUCUUAUUCUUUUGAUUCAAUUAAGUGUGAACAUCCCCUUUCAUGCCAAACAGUACGGGGAUUUUUUUAUUCUUUUUUUUUAGCUACAGUACAGUCUGGUCUUUCCUCUAUCUUUCUCUGCUGCAGUUAAGGUGAUCAUGUGUAUUGAAUCUGCAUGUUUCCAAACUUAGAGAUCAACUAAGUGCCAUACUGUACUGUGUGUCUCAGACAGUGACUUAAUUUAGUAGAUUUCCACAUGCUGUAAAAAACAAUGACAACAAUGUUUUGUGACCAAGUGCAAUAUCUCACAUUCUUAUGUAGGUCUGUAGGUAGGUAUAUGCUGUACUCUAGGUAGGAUAGUUAUCAUCAGUUUAGACCAAUUGUAGGCACUGUCUCAAAUUACAUACUAGUCUUUGAAUUGUACUAACAAAUCUCAGGCAAAUUUCCCAAUUAAAAUUGUUGAUCUGACUGGUGAAGUUUGCAAGAUAUGGAAAAUACUGUAUUAUCUAAGAGAUCCUGAGAGAACUUCUCAUCAACAAAAGCUUGUUGACAAUUUAAAUAAAAUUAGUAUUGGUCAAGAAGCUUUUAUAUCAUCUUUUCAGGUAUUCAUGCCCUUCUUUCAUGUGGAGGAAUCAUUAUUUGACACAUUGUAAUGAUUGCUGAAUUUGUAUGAUUCUGGUUCAUUUGUGUACAAGCGUGAGUUUUCUGAGGUUGGUGACUCUUGAGAUUCACUGGGGAAAUCUAAAUCCACAGUGAAUCAUCUGUCAGUCUUAAGUUAUGUUUCUGUGUCAGUCAUGGAUGGAUUAUUGAAUGGGACUCCCGGGCACGGGCCAAAGGGGGAAGGGGGGGACUAUAAAAACAAGCAAAAUGACUACAAAGACACUAAACAAUUACAAAGAGACACGAAAAGACCACAAAGUGAUGCAAAAAUAACUACAAGUAUACACAAAAUGACUAAAAAGAUGCAAAACAACUAGAUAACACAAAAUGACUAUUGUGACUAAGGAGGAUCUGGGAGGGAGGAGACAGCUACAGGGGGAAGAUGGAGCAUCAGUUGGGGCAGAACAAGUCCAGUCUUGAGGGGCCUUAAAAUCUCUGGCUACAAAGGACCCGACUCCCAGACUGUGGGGGACCGAAGUGGGUGAAUGAUCUGGACUCAGUCUUCAAUAGACCUGAUCAGUCAUCUGGCCUUUCCCCUGUCAAGACCUCCCUGCGCAAUCCCCAUCGUCUACACUCCAAGGACCUCGACAGCUACAGGCCUGUGGCACUGACAUCACAUCAGAUUAAGAUCCUGCAGAGGCUGGUUCUUGUCCAUCUCUGCCCCCUGGUGAUACCAUCAAUGGACCUGCCACAUCUCGCUCAUCAACCUGGCAUUGGGGUGGAUGACGCUGUCAUCUACCACCUACAUAGAUCAGUCUUUCACCUAGGAAAGGCUGGGAGCACUGUGAGAAUCACACGCUUUGAUUCUUCCAGUGCCUUCAAUACCAUACGGCCCACACUGUUCUAAAGGACAAGUUGGAGAGCAUGGGGUGGACCACCACCUCACAGCACGGAUCAUGGACUACCUCAUCAGCCAACAACAGUAUGUGAGGAUACAGGACUGUGAGUCCAACAUGGUUGUCUGCAGCACAGGGGUCCCACAGGGCACAGUACUGGCUUCCUUCCUCUUCACCCUCUACACUGCAGAUAUCACGCACAAAUCAGCUAACUUCCACCCGCAAAAGUUUUCUGACGACUCUUCAAUCAUAGAUGGGGUCGACGCAGACCACAGACAAUUGACCCAGGGAUUGUUGGAUUGGUGCCGGUGGAACCUCCUCCAGAUCAAAGCAGGGAAAGCCAAAGAGCUGGCGGUGGACUUCCGCACUGUGGAUUUAACUAAGGAUUGUUGUAUCUUAACACAUACAUAAAACAACUACAAUGAGACACAAAAUGAGUCAAAAGUGACACAAAACAAUCAAAAAGUGACAAAAAAAAAAACUACAAAUAGAUGCAAAACAACUACGAAGAGAUUCAGAAUGACCAUAAAGAGAUGUAGGCACGACUUGCAGUUGUCUGAGGUCUUGCUUCUAUCUAGGUGGGGUGGGAGGCCUUUCCCAUGUCUGUGCUCAGGGUCCUGUUGUCUCAUAAUCUGUCCAUGGUACCAGGGAAUGUAUAGAGUGUGUUAUUUGAGACAGUGUCCUAUGCUGAGUGUUUGUUUGUUGUGUGUAUAAAUUGGGACGACUGGGGAUAUUCUGGGUAAGUCAGGUCUGAUUAUGUUUACGUUUUAGAAGCUGCCAAACUGCCCUGCGUUCUUAUUGCUGUCUUCUGAUUACCACGUUACUACUAUGUUGUUAAUGUCUACAGGAUUUGACAUAAUCACAAAGCAGGAGGGCAACAGAUUUUAUUCAGUGAGGGAGAUCAGAUUGCUGGAGGAUUCAGUGCUGUCUCCGGCAAAAGACAAAUAUGUUUGUCGGAUGUGAAGGAUCGCUAGCUGGCUAAUUCAUUGAUCCUACAGUCCAACUGAAUGAGUUGAGUCAGAAUUUGUUGCCAUGGUGACAGACACAGGUUUGGGUAGAUGUGGCUCACUAAGAGCCCCGAUGUAAAUGGUAACCAUGUCAACCAUGUCAGUGUGUAGCAGUGUCUGUGUCGUGGUUCAUGUACACUCGCCAUCAGCGAAUCUGUAGUUUUGCUGUGUGUGUGUGUGUGUGUGUGUGUGUGUGUGUGUGUGUGUGUGUGAGAGAGUGCACGUGUGUUAGCAUGAAUGAGAUACGUGUGGGUCUGUUUGUGUGAAAAUGUGUGAAUGUGUGUGAUUAAUUAAAUUUUGUGGUGCAUAAAAGUUAUUUUCUGGAACAUGUGUUGUAGUGAAGAGGAGGAAAUCACCAUGGAAUCAUGUCCCCAGAAUGAAAUAUAUAAUCAGAGUCCCUCUCAAGAUAUUUGAAUUACAAAAUAUGAAACUAAAUUCAUUUUUUAAUGAACAGAGCCAAAUAUAAAACUUCAUGUUAGAGUGAUAUGAUUGACCUGUAGAAUGCCUUGCCUGCUAUUCUAACUAAUCCUGCGUAAACAGGGCCCCCUGCAGACCAAAGAAGGCACUGCAGCAGCAGGAGCGGGGCUCUCAGUUUUUAAAAGUAAUCAUGAUAAUAAUGCAUGGAACUGUUGUAUAGAACUCAUUAUAUAUUGAAUACUAUUCAAUUUUUUAAGUUGACUCCAAGAUGUUUUGCAAAGUGAGAUUCGCCAGCCACCAGUGCAGCUGACAGGAUUCCCUCCAGUGUAAAUCACAGUUUACCGGCAGGAUUGUGACUACACACCCAAACAAUGCUUUGUUUCUUCAGUGCUGUUAUUUCAACCUCAUGAUCUUGUCGGUCACACGUACACAAGCACCAGUGUGUAUAUAUUUCAACGCUCCAGGGUGAAACUGUACCACAGUGCUGACUGUAACUUACAGUCAACUGUAGUAAAAGAAAAAACUAUGUGACCACAUUGUCCAGGGCCUUGAGCUACACUGACAGAAAAGUUCAGGCUCCACGUUCUAGUUCUAGUGUAGUUUGAAAGAGAUAAGCCCUUCUUCUGAAUGCAGGCUCAAGACAAAUGGAAAUGUCCCUAGUUCCAGCACAAAAAAGAUUUAAAAUAAUUUCAAUAUAGUCUUAUAAAACAGAGCCAAGAUCACUCAGUUUAAGAUUUACCUGUGAGCAUGUUUUUUUUUUAAAUAUUUUAUACCCAACACUAUCUGUCAGCGAGUGCAUUUUGGGCAUCCUCUGUAUUAUAAAAUGAGGGAAAACACAGAAGUACUUUCCUUUCAGGAUUUUAGUUCAGGAAAGGGUGCAACAGUGCUGGGUGCUGAGUAUUACUGGGUGGAGUUUCAGGUACCUGGGGGGUUUGGUUUGGUUUGAAAAGUGUAUUUGGUGCAGUUAAAGGACUAUACUUCCUGGUUUUCAUGUUGUAGCCUUUUAAAACAUCUACUGGCAGUUUUUCAUUCCACUAUGAUAUGAGUAUCAGCUUGCAGAGACGCAGGACAUGAAUUGGCCGAUGCUUAUUGUCUCGCAGGUUUGACCGUCUGAUAACUUCUUGGUAACGGAAUGAUUUUCAGAAGCAGACACGCAAAUUUCAUACGUUCAAAAAAGUUCCUGCUCAGCGCUCACAAACGCACUAACACUCCACGAUAAUUAAACUGAAUAUUAAAAUUCUAAUCUUUAAGAUUUUCAUGCAAUCAAACCCUAUUUUUGAUAGUGUUUAUGGUAAUUUAAUGUAUUCACAUUAUGUAAUUGCGUACGAUCACAUAUGCUACAAUAUGAAAAACUGCCAGUAUAGUUCUUUAACUCUUGGGUAGUACUGGGCUGCUAGUAACCUGUUAACUGUGGUUAGGUGAGACUGGUGGUAUUAGGUACUGUCGGGGUACCGUUAGGUAGUUUGGGUUACUGUCCGGUCAGGUUGUAUUAUUGUUGUCAGUGCUUCAGUCUCUUCUUCAAUCAGUGUGAUAGAUAAAAAUAAUACAUUUCUCUGUUUUGUGCUCUGGCCCAUGUACACUGCCGUGGUAUUGGUUGAUUGUAAAAUUCAGUAAGUUAUUGAAGUCAAUGGAACCUGUGUGUGAUUCUGUCUAGGGUCUGAUUUGUCCUGUACUACUGAAAAAAAAAAAAAAAAAACAAUAUUACUACUGAUCAUUUAUUAACUAGAAUGCACUCUUUGUUGGAAAUACUUUGUUUGACCACUCUUAAAGGGGCUGUCAGCGCCGAAAUCAAAGUUAUAUGUGAUCAUGCUGUCGUUUAGUUAGACUGAGAUAAUAAAAGUUGAUGAUAUGGAGUGACGCUGGCACCAUCGGUUAUGUGGUUUCCAGUAUACAACAUUGCAUGGAUGUUACGAUAUCUCCCCCCAAAUAUUGAUGAUAAAAAUUGAACCCCCAUUGACCAAUAAACGAGUAAACAUUGAUUCUGUAGCGUGCGACCCCUUUAAUGUUUCUUCUGAGCUGUUUCUUCCUGUUCUGAAGGUGUUUGACCUCUUCAGUGUAAAAAUGCUGUGUACAGAGAUGUGUGUCACUGUCUAUUACCUGAAUGUCUCUGGACUGCAGUCUGACCGUCACUCCAAUA